This is a messenger RNA of Glycine soja, 1345 nucleotides long. Its product is annotated as transcription factor bHLH93-like. Bases 71 to 1033 code for a protein of 320 amino acids. Gene Ontology annotation, biological process: regulation of DNA-templated transcription. Gene Ontology annotation, cellular component: nucleus. Gene Ontology annotation, molecular function: protein dimerization activity; DNA-binding transcription factor activity; sequence-specific DNA binding. The transcript has 4 exons. Lineage: Eukaryota; Viridiplantae; Streptophyta; Magnoliopsida; Fabales; Fabaceae. The record is from RefSeq and is a predicted model, not a curated record.
UUUUUUACUGCUUGGUUAGGUCACAGUUCCACUUCCCUUCUGCAGCAGAGAAAGGAAGAGAGGGGGAGCUAUGGAGCUUUCUCAACUUGGUUUCCUAGAAGAGUUGGUAGCUCCUAGAAGAGACUCAUGGAAUGCUUUGUCCACUGGAUUCUGUGAGCUAUUGUCUAAUGGCUGUUGUUGGAGUUUUGACACUUUUCUUGAGAACCCAACAUUUGGUGCAUUUUCAGCUCCAAGAUUUGAAAGCCCUUACAGCAGUGAAGUAUCAGCAGCAUACCCUUUUGCUGCUGAUGGGUUCACAAUGCCAUUGCCAGAGCUUGACCCUGGGAGUGAUGAGCCGCCACCACCACCACCACUUCCACCAUCAUUGGAGGAUGCAGAGAUUGGCUUUCAUGACAACAACAACAAGAAGAAGAACAACUUUGAAGAAACCAAGGUUGUGUGCAAAGUUGAGGAGAAAGACAGAGAGAUUCCACUCUUCAAGAUUGGCAUGUGUGAUGAUGGAGAGAGAAAACCCAAGUCCAAGAAGCUUGAAGGGCAGCCCUCAAAGAAUCUCAUGGCAGAAAGGAGGAGAAGAAAGCGUCUCAAUGAUCGUCUUUCCAUGCUUAGGUCAAUAGUCCCCAAGAUCAGCAAGAUGGAUAGGACCUCUAUUCUUGGGGAUACCAUAGACUACAUGAAAGAGCUUUUGGAAAGGAUUGGUAAGUUGCAAGAGGAAGAGGGUACAAGUCAGAUAAAUCUUUUGGGCAUUUCAAGGGAACAACUCAAGCCUAAUGAAGCAAUAUUUGAUGUUGAGAGGAGAGACCAGGACACCAGGAUCAGCAUCUGCUGUGCCACAAAGCCUGGAUUGCUACUAUCAACUGUGAAUACCUUAGAAGCAAUAGGCCUUGAGAUUCAGCAAUGUGUUGUAAGUAGCUUCAAUGACUUUUCAGUGGAAGCAUCUUGUUCUGAGGUAGCUGAACAGAGAGAUUGCAUUCAUCCUGAAGAGAUAAAACAAGCAUUAUUCAGAAAUGCAGGCUUUGGUGAGAAAUGUCUCUAGGGGAAAGAUGGAACAUAGCUAUAACAAUUUGCAGAUGGUGUAAAAGAAGCAACUUUCCUUCAUUAGUUUGUAAUCCAAGGAAUUAGGGAAGUAGAGGUUUUAAUGAGAUUCAGAAUAAGUUGGCUUUGGUUGAUGAUUUCUUUCUUAAAGCCUCUCACUGUGUUUUAACAUAUAUUGGGGGGGCUAUCCUUUAGUGCAUGCUGCAAUUUCAUCUUUUGAAAAAAGUGUAUUCUUUUUUAAGAAGUGAUCUAUAAUGAAGGAGAAUUAUUGCAAAGCCCUCAAUAUAGUGGAAUCAAAUUGAUUUUCCAUGGA